Messenger RNA from Bicyclus anynana (squinting bush brown), 2332 nucleotides. RefSeq lists its product as uncharacterized. Lineage: Eukaryota; Metazoa; Arthropoda; Insecta; Lepidoptera; Nymphalidae. The transcript is spliced from 3 exons. Bases 54 to 1799 code for a protein of 581 amino acids. The record is from RefSeq and is a predicted model, not a curated record.
CACACUACUACAUACAAAUACUAUACAAAACUACUCACCCUUUGCAAACCAAAAUGGAGACGGCACCAAAAGUAAUUUUACCUACCCAGGAGGGUCCCGGAAACGGGGAAUCCCUCACCGCGCCAUCGCAACCGGCCACGGCCGGAAGCGUGGCUGCGGUCUGCCCCACGUACUCUGGGGGGGGCAAGGUACCGCCUCGUGCUCAGCACGCCCAACGACCCAUUUGCUACUCCCAACGGACCGACGGACCCGCUUUAAAUGAACAUACCACCAUUCCAGAACAACGGACCCCACAAAUAAAGCCCACUCGACUAACCUUGACCGACACGAUGGACAAUACGAUAAACACCUCCUCCUUGGCUGCCGCACUCCCGCCUCCGAAUCUCGACUCUGCCUGGACCCAAGUGGUGCCCAGGCACAAAAGGCGGAAAAACAAAAACAAAAGACGAAAACGGACAAACAAACGAGUAGGGGAGGAAUUGAAUAGGCCAAUGGCAAGGACGGGCGGGGACACCCAGGUGACAGGUAAUAACCGGAUAGGGGGCUCAGAUGGUCCAAGUGGGACUGGGCUGCAGUCGACAUCCGGCGGCAGCUCACCCGCGGUGAAUGUCGCUUCACGUCCGGGGACAAACCAUACCACGGGUGUGUUCCCAUCAAGACCGGCCAAAGGCAUUUUCAAUCCCAAUUCAAACGCACAAAGUCUAAACAUCCCCGCCCAACGUCGGACACACCCCGCCGCCUGCAAUUCUAGUGGGCGAAGUGGCGGUGAGGCCGACGGCAAGGGCGGGAACCCUGCGGCGUCGUCGUCGACGAGCCAGUCCGGCAAAAAGCGGGAUAGGCUUGACGAUACGAUCUCGCCCCGGGGACUUCAUAAACGGCAAAAAACGGAAAGACGCACAAGGGCUGGGGCGACGUACGCGAGUGUGGCGCAACCACAUCUUAGCGUCGCGAUCGCCCUACAACCAAAGAGCGAUCUUACAAACCAGGAGGCGGCGGGCAUCCAAAGCCAGAUCUCAAAAGAGAUAAUUGGAACCUGCCUACAAGACCCUAUACCGGGUCUGCCUCUUACCCAUGCACCAGUCUUCACAGGGAAGGCCAUCUUAAGUGAGGGCGUCCUAAAACUGUGGUGCAAGGAUGAACCUUCACUCCAGUGGCUACACGCAGUCGUCCCACGGCUGAAGUCACCACGGGAGAAUCACACUGUGGUCGUACAAAGGCAAUGCGACAUCCCAAGCCGGAUCAAGACGGCUCUUUAUGUGCCGGAUUACGACGGGGACAUUGGUACUCUGCACCGGGUCCUCAGCCGUCAAAACCCGGCCUACGAUGUAAAAUCAUGGUCUUUGUACAACUACAAGAGGACAAACAGCCGGCCUCCUGGAGUAUUCCUAGUUAUGGGAAUACCCCAGGAACAAAUCGAGAAAAUCCUCUCACAUGAGAGAAGGAUGGCCUACAUGACCGGCUCCAUCUAUCUCAGAUUCUUCCGGAAUGAAGAACUGAGUGAGAUACCACCAGGGUGGGACCUCCCUCCCGCCUCUAAGAUGGAGACCGAAACAACGGGAACAAAGGCAGCUGACUCAAAGACAGAGGCCUCUGUUACCAAAACCCCCGGUAAAAACAUCUCAGACAACACUGAACCCGACUUCACGGCACCCGGACCUAGUGCACCACCCUCCUCGGAUGGGACACCAUGGGAAGGAUGCCGUGAGUCGGAGGAAGUGAACUCUGAUGAUUCAGAUGGCUCCAUGGACCAUCUAAACAUCUUCAUCCAAGAGUGGGCCCCUGGGGCCCACCCAAACUGAUUCUCUUUUAGCGUUCAGUACCAUACAAGUGCUGCAGGCCAACCUCCAGCACAAAAUACUGGCUGUAGCGGCUCUACGGCGACAGCUGGAGGUCCACGCUGACACCAUAGCCCUGAUCCAAGAGCCGUGGGUCAGGAAUAACACAGUAUGCGGACUCAGCAACUGCAGCGAGACCUAACUACAGUAAGAAUACAAAAAGGAACGCCUCUUUCGUCGCAGGCGCCAGCCCGGCCGCUAAUCCUGGCAUCGCUAUACUUACCAAUUGAAGAACAAAUACCACCGCAACAGGUCGUGAACCUCAUCAAAUAUUGUGAAGAAGGCAACAUUGACCUCAUAAUAGCAGUGGACACAAAUGCACACCACUCCCUAUGGGGCAGUGAAGACAACAACAAGAGAGGUAUAACCGACAGUCCUCUGUGCAGAGCAUGCAUGGAGGAAGAGGAAACCCCGAUACAUGUUAUGCUUAGAUGCAGAGGUGUAUCCGUACAACGCGCAGCACACAUUGGAUCCCCAGCAACACUCCAUGAGGCGUU